This is a messenger RNA of Rotaria sordida, 465 nucleotides long. The record is from the annotation of a GenBank genome assembly. Lineage: Eukaryota; Metazoa; Rotifera; Eurotatoria; Philodinida; Philodinidae.
AUGGCAUCGUCCAGUGAAAAUGAUGAAAAUAGUUCAACAGAUGAUAAUGAAGAUAUCAUUUUUUACGAUGCUAAUAGUAGUUGGACUAAUAAUGAAAUAAUCACAUCUCUUCCACAAGAUCCUCGUUGGGCACUAUUAUCAAAAAAUGAUUCAUUAAAAAAACCUGAACAUUUUUGUACAAUUUCAUUAACUGAAACUCAAUUAAAUGAUAUUGCACGACGUGACAAACUUCAACGGUUACGUGCUCAAGAAGAUUACAUCAAUCAAAAUAAUCAAAAUCAAAUAACUACAGUACUUCCAUCACCAAUUGAGCCAAACUCUAUAGUAUCAUCAAUAACAUUAUCACCUAGUCAAUCAAAUCAAAUCGAAGAACAACAAUCAAUUAAUGAUGAUAAAUCAAUAGCACCUGAUCUUCUUAUAGAUCACAUUGAUAAUGAACAUACUCGUCGACAAAAAAUGGUUUGA